Molecule: messenger RNA, 6139 nt
Organism: Biomphalaria glabrata
Lineage: Eukaryota; Metazoa; Mollusca; Gastropoda; Planorbidae
Product: integrin alpha-PS1-like
Exons: 25
Coding region: 160-3402 (1080 amino acids)
Biological process (GO): cell adhesion mediated by integrin; cell-cell adhesion; cell-matrix adhesion
Cellular component (GO): external side of plasma membrane; integrin complex
Molecular function (GO): integrin binding
Source: RefSeq, a predicted model, not a curated record
UCAUUAGCCUUAAAAAAUCUGGACAUUAUAGGGGACCUAACGGUUUACAAGAGGACAAGAUAGGAUAUCUUGUUAUAGGCUAAUAGGGAGAUUCUCCAUAAAUUUCUAUUUUAUUUAUCAAUAAUGUUAGGACUAAUACACGCACAUUAAAUAUUCAGAAUGGUAGAUCUUGUUUAUAAUUUAAUAAGUUUUCUGCGUGCAUUUUAUUUAAUAGUAAUUUAUAUGUGUUGCAUUUUUAAUGGUAUCAACGGAAUUAAUUUGGAUACAAGAUUUUCUGUGUUGAAAGAGGGAACGAAAGGAUCUUAUUUUGGAUUUUCUGUAGCACAGCAUAAGAUUACUGAGGAUUUAAAUAAUCUCGAGAAUAAUCUUUUGCUUGUUGGAGCUCCCAAAGACAAUUUAACUUCCACUGGAGGAUCUGUAUUUCACUGUAAAGCCAAGUCUCAAAGUAAAAAUGACUGUUCUUUAAUAUCAGAUAUUGAUCCUAAAUCUCCAGCAAAGGACCAAUGGUUAGGUGUCACUUUGGCAUCUUCUGGCCCAGGCAAGAAAGUUGUGGGAUGUGCCCAUCGCUUCAUGAAAGAUAAUGCAGCCGUUGGUUUGUGUGUUGUGUUGGAUAAAAACCUUGGAUAUGACUCCAUGUUCAAACCAUGUGAGAAAAAUAAAAUUGAUUCUUACAUGGAAGAUUUUGGUCUGUGUCAGGCGGGUAUGUCAGCUGCAGUUGGCCAGGAUGACGCUUUAGUAAUGGGAGCUCCCGGAUCAAUAUACUGGCGAGGUACAAUUUUUUCAGCAAAUAUCACUGAUGUUUUUGGUGUAUCGCCAAAAGAGUCAGUCAGCCCAUAUAAAUUAAAUCAGCAAGAUCCACUUAAUAUGCCACCUACAGAGAUAUACUCUUACAAUGGCUAUGCUGUGGCAAUGGGAAGAUUUGAUAAUACUAGAGCACUGUACUAUGUGUCUGGUGCACCAAGGUCAGAGAUCACAGGAAAAGUAGUGUUUUUCAGAGAUUAUAAAAAGGAUGAUAUGCUUGAGUACAAACCUAAUCAGAUACUCAGAGGCCAUUGGGAUUUUUCUGGCUUUGGUUCCAGCCUCCUUGCUGUAGAUAUUAACAAUGACAGUUUUGAUGACCUUAUAGUUGGAGCUCCAUACUUAUACUCAAAAAAUGUAGGUGGUGCUAUAUAUAUCUACUAUGGUGGGAGAACCAUGAUUAAUAAUACCACCAAACCAUUAGAGAUUCGAAGCCGUCCAAUGAGUGAUUUGGAAUGUCAACAAUUGAUGUGUGAGCAUGCAAAAUUUGGCUUGAGUCUAACCAAACUUGGAGACAUAAAUAUGGAUGGCUUUCAAGAUUUUGCUGUGGGUGCCCCAUAUGAAGGAAAUGGUGCUGUUUACAUUUAUCAUGGAUCUUCUUCUCCUAUUGAGAAAUAUGUUCAGAAAAUUGAUGCCUUAGAUCUGCCUGACUCAAAGCUUGUUUCUUUUGGUUACUCACUGUCUGGAGGCAUGGACUUGGAUGGCAAUGGUUACCCUGAUCUUCUGGUUGGUGCUUAUGAAUCAGACACUGUUGCUCUCAUCCGUUCCAGGCCUAUCAUCAAAAUUGAACCAGUGAUUAGUGUGACUCCUAAAUCAAUCAAUAUGGAUGUGCAGAACAUAACAUGUGCUGCUAAACCUGACUUGAAAAACAAACUCUGUGUAGUGCUAGAGCUGUGUCUUUCAUUUACAACCAACCCACCAUUAAGAAUUGACCCAGAGGUAACCUACAGAUUAGAGGCAGAGCCACUGAGAAGAUUAAGUAGAGUUGAGCUUGAUGGAGCCCAGGAUCCUAGUAAAAGGAUCAUAGAUAAUAAAAGUGUCACUCUAAAGCCAACAGCUUGUGUCCAACAAGUGGCUAUAUUGAAGGAUCAGUUUGAUGACCGGCUCAGCCCAAUAGAGUUCAAGUUUAUUUUUGGACUAGCAACAGACAAACUAAAAGCUGAUGACUAUCCUAAGAGUGCAGUACAAGAUAUUAAUUCAUUUCCUGUCUUAGACACAGAAAAUUCUGAUAAUAAAACAAAUUCCAUAUCUGUUGAGGCUGAAUUUGUUAUGGAGUGUGGUGAUGACAACAAGUGUCACAGCAAUUUACAAUUUGAGGCUGACCUUAGGGACUUGACCCUAAAUUCAGCUGGAGUGUAUGAAAUGGUAGUUAGUGAAAAUAAUCAAUUACAAAUUGCAAUAAGAAUAACAAAUGUUGGAGAACCUGCUUACCUGACAAGAGUUUUUGUGAUGAAGCCAAAGUCCCUCAGUUAUUUUGGCACUCAAUCUGAGGAUUCAGUUUCAUGUCAAACUAUUAAAGAUAAUGAUACACUGAUAAUGUGUGACCAAAUUGGCAACCCUUUGAAACAAAACACAGUAUACUUUGUUCUAAAACUUAAUGUGCCCUCGAGUUUGUCAAUAUCAGGGGAAAUCAAUACCAUUCAUGCUUGGAUAAACACGUCUAGUGCAGAAGAGACUCCAAACAAUGAUCAUCAGGAAUUACGAUUUCAAGUUAUAAAUAAAGCUGAUUUAAUUGUGGAUGCCAACGUAGCACCAGACAAUGCUAUAUUAUGUAAAGGAGAACCAAGAGAUGUGAGAGAGAUCAUUGAUGAAAGUGGCAUAGGGGCAUCUGUAAAGCACAACUUUGUUGUCAGAAAUAUGGGCCCUGGAGAGAUAUCAGAAUCAGAAAUCACAAUAAGUUGGCCCUAUGAACUUGGAGGUGCUCAAGCAGGAAAGAAGAAGUAUUUACUCUAUCUCAUGAAAGAACCUACGGUGGAAGGAGAUAAUGUGAUGUGCAAUGACAUAAAACGGUAUGUUAACCCUGAGAAAAUAAAGCCUCUAAAAUUUGGAGAAAUUUCAAACUCUGUGAAAGAAGAGAAGGAUGUUCAGAAGCGAAGGAAAAGACAAGCUGAGCCAAAGGCUAAAUCUAGUGGCAAAGUUGUUGUUCUGAGCUGUCACGAAUCUGAUAGUGUUAAAUGUAUUCAGUUUAAAUGUACUCUAGGUAAACUACGAGCUAAUCUUGACUUUGUGAAGAUCACAUUUGAUGCCAGGCUAUGGGAAAGCACUUUAUUGUCUGAUUACAUAGCUGCACCAGAUGUACAGAUAAUAUCUUGGGCCAAUGCAACUAUACCUAGUAGACUCAAAAUAAAACAAGAUAAAACAAAUGAUGCCAGAAGGGCAAUUACACGUGCAGUACCAAAUUUUAAAGAAGCUUUAGGGCAAACUGUUCAGUGGUGGAUUAUUUUAGUGGCUGUUUUGGUUGGACUAGUUGUAUUAUUGAUUGUCGUAUUUGUUCUCUUCAAGUUAGGAUUUUUCAAACGCAAACGUAUGGAAGACAUGGCCAUGUAUAAGGCAGAGAAGAAGCAACAAGCCAUGCUUGAUGACUAUGAUCAAGACAAGGCUUAAUUAUCUUUAUAUUAUUUAGUUCCAUUCAAAAUCUUUUUUAAUUUUUAACAAUGUAAAUUAAGAAAGUACUAGCAUUUAAACUGCUAAAAAAAAUGUUGAACUGUUUUGUUUAUUUCACAUCUUUCGUUUAAAAAAUAAUUAAUCUAAUGUUAAAAUUGUGAAACAUUUCUUUUAUGUUCUGAACAUAAGCUAGUAACCAAAGAAAUAUCUGAAAACUAUUGACAAUGACUAUUUGGACCAAUUUUAGUUAGAGUUUAAGAAACUAUAUGCAAAGAAUCACGAGUAAUAAGCAAUGUUAUUUUGACAUUUGUAUAAGUGUGAUCUGACAAGUUUCUACUUAAUGUUAUGAGUGUUUCUGUGUCAGGUGUCCUACAUCCUCAUUCCAAAUGAAAUUAUUUGCACUGAAUAUGUUAUUGUAACUUGUUUACUCUGCUUAUACAAAAUCAUAACUAUUUAACCCAAGUGCCCCAUUUAUCAGUCAUUAAUCACUGUAUUAUUAUUUUAUUCAAAUAUACAAAUUUAUAUUUCUUUUAUUGUACUAUUUCCUUACAUUCUACAUUUUGUUUAUUUUCAACCACUCCAAAUUGUUGUUUUAUCCGUACAGAUAUAAAUAACUGUGUAGAUGUUUGCCAGUGUUGCAACUUGUAUCUUUAGAAUGGUAAGCUAUAUUUAUUUAUUCAACAUUGGCACACAUUGACACUCGACUCGGAGAAAAAAAUGUAUACCUACCAGACCAAGCAUUCCUUGAAUUGAUUUUAGAUAAUUCAUUUGCAUAGCAGAUUGAAAAACUGCUGAAUGUGUUGUGAGCAAAAAAAAGUUUGAGAAUAAUUUAGUGUAACUAAAGAAGAAACAUAAGAUUAAUUAUAUAUAUAACAUAUAUACUGUAGAUUAAAAUGUAUACAUAGUAUAUAUAUAUAUAUAUAUAUAUAUAUACAUAGUAUAUAUAUAUAUAUAUAUAUAUAUAUAUAUAUAUAUAUAUAUAUAUGUGUGACAUAAAUACUGUAGAUUAAAUAAAACUGAAGAUUUUGUAAAUUAACCAACCAGAAAGAAACGCGUACUGAUUAACAUUUUUUCACAAGUUUAAACCUUACAUGUGCUAAUGUUGCAUAAGAAUUGUUUUUAUAUUACUGCACAAAUUACCUAAAGGCUGUUUAUACUUUAGAAAUGUUAUUUGUCAUCUUUGUAUAUUUAUCUACAUAUAUGACAGUUCAAAUCAUGUGCCUAUAGAUUUCAGGACAUUUUCUAUUUCUGUGUUGUUAGUAAUGUUCAGUCAUCUUAGUACAUUAUGCUUGUGUUUGUGUACAUGAGUUGCGUCAAUAGAAAUGAAUAUUUUGGCUUUUGCUGUGCAGUGGUUGUUGAAUUUGAGAUCUUCUCUCCACAAUGUAUAUAGCUUCCUUGAGCUUUGUAGCAGUAGUUUGUGUUGUUUGCAUGGUUGUGAUGAUAUUUUCUAGUUCAAAAGCUAGGCAUAAUGCUUAAAUCAUGCUCAAUGUUUGUUUUUCUUUAUGAAAGAGCUAGCCAGCAUGUAAUAGUUUCAAUAUUUUGCAUGUAUUUUUUUUUUUUGGUUGUUUGUUUACAUCCUGUUCUUUCUACAUUCAUAGAAUAUAGAAUUAGAUAAGAAAUGUAGAUCUAGUUCUUUUUGUUGCAUUCCACAAUGUAUUCAGUGAUGUUUUGUUUUGCUCCCAUACUUUCAUAACAUUUCCAUUAUUGGAGAGCUUACUGGCACGGUUGUGAACUGCUAUGAUAAUGUAGCCUUCAUUGGAUUCAAAAAUAGUUUGUUCUCUAAUUUUUUAUUCUCAUUUCUAUUGGGAAACAAAAAGUUGUAAAAUUUUUUAUUAUAAAUUACUAUUUUAUACUUUGUUUUUAAAAAAUGAAUAAUUAGAUUGUUUAUUUAAAAAUAAGCUAUGAGCUUACUUUGUUUAUUGACUGUAGCAUUUCACAACAUUUUCUAAAAUCAUUACAAAUGUAGUUGUACACAUUUUAUGAAAAUAACUUGUUUGAUAGUUCUACUUUAAUCUCUAGACUAAAGGUUGCCUUUUGUUUCCACAUGCUUUAUAAAUCAUAAUUAUUUUAUACUUUUUUUUUUAAAUAUAUAUAUAAUUAAAUUAUGUAUACACUACAAGUUAAUAUGCCAGAUCUACCCUUUUUUUAUUAACUGUGGCAUCUUCCAACUUUUUUCUUGUACCUGUACUUUUUUUUUUCUGUGGGGCAUUAUAUAAAAUCAUUUCAAUUGUACACAUUUUCUGAAAAAAAAACAAAACCCAACAAACUUGUUUGAUAAUUUUACUUAGCUAGCACUAUAAAAGAGUAGCAUUUUGUUUCCAUGUGCUUUACAUGUAAGUUAUUCUUUUUAAUGUUAUGUCAUAUUAUUUGCCUUAUGCUAAAAUAAAACAAGAAUAUAGAAUAACUGCCUUUUAUGUCAUUGUAAGAACAUAGAACUCUUUAAUGUCACUGUAAGGAUAUAGAAGAACUGCCUUUUUGUAACACUUAGUUUCAAAUUAUUUCCACAACUUAGUUUGUUAAAAGUGCAUGUAUUAAUUACUUGAUCAACUUAACAACUAAAGAUAUCCUUAAAUCAAUCAGACAAACCACAUUAGCAAGUUUGUCUUGCUCUAUUAUUUCAAGUAUUAGCAACAAACAUUUCACAGCUGUUGCCAGUCUGAUGGAUGAGUGAUGAGUUAGGUGUUGGGGUUAAAUCCAUGCCCAACAAAAAAGAAAUAAAGAAAAAUGUCAAGUCUCA